Messenger RNA from Anthonomus grandis grandis, 767 nucleotides. RefSeq names its product 60S ribosome subunit biogenesis protein NIP7 homolog. Gene Ontology annotation, biological process: ribosomal large subunit biogenesis; ribosome assembly. The coding region runs from base 197 to 739 and encodes 180 amino acids. Gene Ontology annotation, molecular function: RNA binding. NCBI's taxonomy places the organism in Eukaryota, Metazoa, Arthropoda, Insecta, Coleoptera, Curculionidae. The record is from RefSeq and is a predicted model, not a curated record. The transcript is spliced from 4 exons. Gene Ontology annotation, cellular component: preribosome, large subunit precursor; nucleus; nucleolus.
AUCGAUCGGACGCAAGCGUCACUAAUAUGCCGGAAAAGUGAGGUUAGAUUAGAUGCUAAACGUCGCCUGGAAUGUGAGGUUAGAUUACCACCUAACCUCAAAAUUUUCCUCUUGUAUUGUAGUAGUACCAAAACAAACACACACUUUUUCUAGUUAAUUAUUAAAAAACUCAAUAAAUUCAUAAUUGCUUAGCACAAUGAAACGACUAACCGAAGAAAGGACCAAGAUCUUGUUCGAGAAACUAGCCAAAUAUAUCGGGCCUAAUAUAAAGCAACUUAUCGAGCGCCCGGACGGCAUAUACUGCUUCAGAGAACAAAAGGACAGAGUCUACUAUGUCUCCGAGACCAUACUGAAGCUGGCCAACACUGUUCCCCAGGAACACUUAAUCUCUGUCGGGACCUGUUUCGGAAAGUUCACCAAAAGUGGGAAGUUCAAGUUGCACAUCACCGCCUUAAACUAUUUAGCCCCUUAUGCACAGUGCAAAAUCUGGCUCAAACCCACUGCCGAGCAACAAUUCCUAUAUGGAAACAACGUCUCGAAAGCAGGUUUGGGUCGAAUAAGCGAGAACUGCGAAAAGUACCAGGGGGUGGUGGUGUUCAGUAUGUCCGACUUGCCCCUGGGGUUCGGUGCGGCGGCUCGGUCCACGACCGAGUGCAAAAUGGCCGAUCCCCUCGCCAACGUGUGCUUCCACCAAGCGGAUAUCGGGGAGUACAUUAGAUCCGAGGAGGAUUUAUUAUAGCAUAAGUGAAUAAAGAACGUUUAUUGUU